Aureobasidium namibiae CBS 147.97 is the source of this 1152-nucleotide messenger RNA. RefSeq lists its product as uncharacterized. Lineage: Eukaryota; Fungi; Ascomycota; Dothideomycetes; Dothideales; Saccotheciaceae. Gene Ontology annotation, biological process: sterol biosynthetic process. The transcript is spliced from 2 exons. The coding region runs from base 1 to 1152 and encodes 383 amino acids. The record is from RefSeq and is a predicted model, not a curated record. Gene Ontology annotation, cellular component: endoplasmic reticulum.
AUGGCCGAUCAAUCACCUCCUCUGCUGCGACCCCGUCCUCGCCGUCCCUUUGAACUCACACCCAUGUCAUCCACAGCCGGCAACUCGUCCGACGGCCACGAAACUCCUGACCCCCAAUCUCCCAGCGCCGCUGAAGAGUCAGGCCUCCCCCCAUCUCGCACACGCUCCUUCCUCAACCUGACCACGUCCACUCUGUUUGGCAUCUACUCGCCCGCUGGCUAUGCACCCGACCGCGACGAAACGCCCUGGGGUGCCGGCGCUCAAACACCCAUCGACAGCAAAGGCCUGAACAUCGCUGAUAUCGACGGCAAUGUCGACGAUGCCCUGAUGCUCAGAAGCAAAAAAAGACGAGGCAGUAUGCUUGAGGCAUCCACAAAGCGUUUGCAGCAAAAGCAACGCCAAAAGAAAAAGACAUUCGGCAAUUCAGUGGUGCCUUUUGUGGGCAAGACUUUCGUGCUGGGGGCAGCGGGUGUUGCGUAUGGCCAGUUGAUUGCGAGAUUGCAUGACCAGCAGAGUAUUGUGCCCGUGCAGGUCGAGGGCAUGCCUGCGGAUUCGUGGGCGUAUAUUGCGUAUUGGUGUUUCAGCGGUGUUGCGUUGGGGCUUGCGUUGCCAUGGGUGGACUCGAUUUGGAUGAGUGAUGGGAGUGGUGAGAGCGAGGCCGAGAGGGAGUACAGGACUUCUGGAUCUGGCUCUUCGCGUCGCAGUGGAACUGAUACGCAUAGUCGUAGUCAGAGCUGGACGCCUGGGUGGAAUGAGGUGGUGAGGUUUAUUGGUGCUGCUGUGGGCAUUGUUUUUGCUAUUCGUCGUCUUCCCUGGCAAUCACCCCUCCAACUCAGCCUCACCCUCGCCCUCGCCAACCCAGCCAUCUGGUACCUCCUCGACCGCACCGGCCCGUGCUUCAUUCUGGCCACCACUGUUGCUCUGACCGGCACUGGACUUCUUCUGUCUAUCAACCCUGACUUGAUACCUUCUCCCCACCCUGCCAACAUUCAGUCGUUCUCGAAUGUUGCUAAUGCUACGGUUAAUGCGGGCAGAGGACAUGAUCUUGUGCUUGGUGCUUUCACGCUCGAGUCUGUGGGCGUCGCUACUUGGAUCGCUAGUGUUUUGUUUGUCAGUGCUGUUGCGUUUGGAAACAUUGGACGUAGGCUGUAA